Tarenaya hassleriana is the source of this 1879-nucleotide messenger RNA. Its product is annotated as peptidyl-prolyl cis-trans isomerase CYP57. The transcript has 10 exons. Gene Ontology annotation, cellular component: catalytic step 2 spliceosome. Lineage: Eukaryota; Viridiplantae; Streptophyta; Magnoliopsida; Brassicales; Cleomaceae. Gene Ontology annotation, molecular function: peptidyl-prolyl cis-trans isomerase activity. The coding region runs from base 57 to 1547 and encodes 496 amino acids. The record is from RefSeq and is a predicted model, not a curated record. Gene Ontology annotation, biological process: protein peptidyl-prolyl isomerization; protein folding.
UUUGCAAAGCAAAGGAACGAGAAUUUGAGCGAGAAGAAGAAGCGUAAUCGGAGAAGAUGUCGACGGUGUACGUGCUCGAGCCCCCAACGAAGGGGAAGGUGGUAGUGACGACCACUCACGGACCAAUCGACAUCGAGCUAUGGCCGAAGGAAGCUCCAAAGGCCGUGAGAAACUUCGUUCAACUUUGUCUCGAGGGUUACUUCGACAACACCAUCUUUCACCGUGUUAUCCCCGGAUUUCUCGUUCAAGGCGGCGAUCCCACCGGCUCCGGAACCGGAGGGGAGAGCAUAUAUGGAGACGCCUUCCUGGAUGAGUUCCAUUCAAGACUGAGGUUUAAUCACCGAGGGAUUGUGGCGAUGGCAAAUGCGGGAUCACUGCAUUCAAACGGUAGUCAGUUCUUUAUGACUUUGGAUAAAUGUGAUUGGCUUGAUAAGAAGCAUACUAUCUUUGGGAAGGUGACGGGCGACUCAAUCUUCAAUCUUCUAAGACUGGGCGAGGUGGACACAGAUAAAGAUGACCGUCCCCUGGAUCCUGUACCAAGAAUAUUAUCUGUUGAGGUUUUGUGGAAUCCCUUUGAAGAUAUAGUUCCUAGAAUGUCAGCAAAGGCAGCAGAUGAAUCUCUAGCUACUACUGAAACCAAGGAACCCAGAAAAAAGGGCAUUAAGAAGCUGAGUUUACUAUCAUUUGGAGAAGAGGCUGAGGAAGAGGAGAAGGAAUUGGCGGCUGUGAGGCAAAAAAUAAAGAGCAGCCAUGACGUGUUGAAUGAUCCUCGCCUCCUGAAAUCGGAAACUGCUGACAAGGAACCGAAUGCAGCUGUGAUAAAGGAAGCACUGUCUGUGAGGGAAGCUCUUAGUUCUAAGAAAGAAGGGACUCAAAAGGAUAAGAGCUUUGCUGUAUCUGGUUCAAUUGGAGAUAGUGAGGAAGACGAUGACGACGGCGAUGAGGCCAAAUUUGACGCAAAGAUGAGGAGGCAAGUGCUUAAUAGAAGGAAAGAGAUGGGAGAUAUGCCUUCAAAACCUAUUCAGAAAAAGGGGAACUCUAGCCCGAAGGGUCGUGAAAAAUCUAUUCCCAGAUCGGAUGAUGCAAGUAGUGAUGAUGACAAACCAAAGGUUGAAAAGUUAUCAUUGAGGAAAAAGGGAUUAGGUUCAGAAGUCAGGUCCGAACGAAUUGCAAAAGCGGACACAGACUUGCAGCUUUACAACGACUCUGAACGGGCGAGGCUAUUGCAGAAGUUGAAAAGGCGUAGACUGCAAGGACGUGAAGAUGAUGUGUUAGCAAAACUUGAGAAGUUUAAGCAGACAAUUUCCACAAACCCUGAACAAACAGAAGGUGAAUCUGAAGAAGCUAAAGAAAAUCUUUCGGAUUGGCAGAAAGUAAAGCUGAAGUUUGCACCCGAGCGUGGCAAGGAUCAUAUGUCUCGAAAGGAUGACCCGGAUGCCUACAUGGUCGUUGACCCGCUUCUCGAAAAGGGGAAAGAAAAGUUCAAUAAGAUGCAAGCGAAACAAAAACGACGAGAACGAGAAUGGGCAGGCAGAUCUCUCACCUGAUUCCCCCAUCCAUCCAUCCAUCCAUCCAUUCAGUCGCCAGUUUCAGUUUCACAGUCUCAUCUAAAAGGGUACGUUGAUGAAAUCAGAAAUAUGGGAGUUUAGAUUUGAGAUUGCUUCUGUUGUAUUAGAUAUCUCUUGAUUGUUGAUUUUGGAUUCUCUUUGGAUAAUUUUAACAUCGUUAGGUUUUUCGGGUACUUUUAUUUUUUUUUGGAAAGUCGGUACUAACUGUGAAGAAGAUCUCAGGCUUGGAUAUAUUUUGGACAAGAAAGAAUGGUGUAAACUUCAUCUCGAGACUCUUUAACCUCGUUUCAUACUUCAGUUGCUUGUCUGUA